UAAUUCUGUGUAACUUUUUAAUUACUUUAUUUAUCUACUUCACGUUCGGAAGUAGCUUGAAAAUAUAACGAGAAGUAUCGGUCAGUAACUGACAAAACACUUGCACUACUCAGCAGCACAACUUCUAAUAACAGCAACAAGGACUACCGUAAUGUUUAUAUCUACGCUGCGACAUGCACGAACGUGCACGUAGUAGUUGUACACAAUUGGUUCCUUUUAUGGAGGGGAGAACUAAAAAUACACACCCAUUAUGUUUGAAACGUAGAACAGAAAAUCGAUUUUACAGACUGUAUACUGUAAUGCUAUCUCCUAAUGCCUUGCAAAAUGUCACCACCAUUUAAUGUAAUUAUCCAUGUAGUUUACUGCAUUUACCUAGUUUGGAUGGCACUAGUUUCCUUUUCGUGAUAAAAAACUUAAAAUGGUCGUAAACUUUCAUAAAAGUAGCAUCCAUCACAAUUUAUCUAUGAUUUUCAUCUGAUACUAUCUAUGGUAAUCAAAUAGAAAAUCAAAACUUCAAAUCUAUAGACAAGUUCAAAACACCAGUUGUUGAAAGUUGUUUUCGUGCUAUUGUGAGUAAAAUAAUUAGUUAAUAUGUCGAAUAUUUCGAAAGUUAGUGAAAUAACUACUUUAUACAAACAACUGAAAAGCGAAUGGGGUCACACAAAUCCUAAUUUGAGUAAAUGUGAACAACUUUUAGCAGACUUGAAGAUACUGCUGACCACGACAAUAUUUCUUCCAACUUCACAUAGUUUGGCUUCUCAGCAGGAAUUACUUCUUGCUAGAGAUAUUUUAGAAAUUGGAGCUCAGUGGAGUAUUGCAGCUAAUGAUAUACCUGCCUUUGAGAGAUACAUGGCACAAUUGAAAUGUUACUAUUUUGAUUACAAGAAUCAAUUGCCAGAGUCUGCUUUCAAAUACCAACUUCUAGGGUUAAACUUAUUGUUUCUGCUUUCACAAAACCGAGUAGCAGAGUUUCAUACUGAAUUGGAACUACUUCCUGCUGAUCAAUUACAAAAUAAUGUUUAUAUCAGACAUCCAUUGUCAAUUGAACAGUAUUUGAUGGAAGGAAGUUAUAAUAAGAUAUUUUUAGCCAAAGGAAAUGUUCCUGCCAAAAAUUAUAACUUCUUUAUGGACAUUUUACUUGACACAAUCAGAGGAGAAAUUGCUUCAUGUUUGGAAAGUGCAUUUGAAAAGAUUUCAUUGAAGGAUGCGACUCGAAUGCUGUAUCUACCUAAUGAAGUGGCAACAAAAGAACUGGCAUCUAAAAAAAAAUGGAAAUUGGAAAAGGAUAACUUUUAUCACUUUGUACCAGAAGUUACAAAAAUUAAUGAACCACUACCUGCCCGAGAAUUUGCUGAGCAAGCCAUUUCCUAUGCUAGAGAACUUGAAAUGAUUGUCUAAAUUUUACUUUUGCUAACUUAUUUUAAAAUAUUAUAGCGAUUUACUUGUAUA
Agrilus planipennis (emerald ash borer) is the source of this 1449-nucleotide messenger RNA. It is a transcript of the gene Rpn12, whose product is annotated as 26S proteasome non-ATPase regulatory subunit 8. NCBI's taxonomy places the organism in Eukaryota, Metazoa, Arthropoda, Insecta, Coleoptera, Buprestidae. The transcript is spliced from 4 exons. Gene Ontology annotation, biological process: proteasome-mediated ubiquitin-dependent protein catabolic process. The record is from RefSeq and is a predicted model, not a curated record. Bases 592 to 1398 code for a protein of 268 amino acids. Gene Ontology annotation, cellular component: cytosol; nucleus; proteasome regulatory particle, lid subcomplex.